This is a messenger RNA of Danio aesculapii, 4918 nucleotides long. RefSeq names its product matrix metallopeptidase 23bb (gene mmp23bb). Gene Ontology annotation, molecular function: metalloendopeptidase activity; zinc ion binding. The coding region runs from base 247 to 1380 and encodes 377 amino acids. The record is from RefSeq and is a predicted model, not a curated record. Gene Ontology annotation, biological process: extracellular matrix organization; proteolysis; collagen catabolic process. The transcript has 8 exons. Lineage: Eukaryota; Metazoa; Chordata; Actinopteri; Cypriniformes; Danionidae. Gene Ontology annotation, cellular component: extracellular matrix.
UGCUCCUGCGGGAUCCUUCCUGCACCCUGGAGAGAGACAAAGUUCACGGCAAGAAGCAGAAGUGCACUAGAUAAAGACUCCUGUGAGUAUUAAACACUCUCCGCGCACACAUCUGUCUCCGGCUCGGAUGCGCGCGCGUCUGAAUGCGCGUUCUCUGUGGAAAAAUGCUUCACCGCUCCAGGAUAUAUGGAUGAAACGCAAACGCAAAGUGGAAGGUGAAUCCCCGAGGAAAGUUGUGAUUUCAAGAUGUUCUGGGUUUGUUCGUGUGCGCUUGUGCUGAUGGUGCUGGAUAAUAAUGCGGUGGCCGUGCCUGCGUGGACUGAACACACGCUGGCCAGUUUUCAGUUGCGUAAACCAUGUGCACAGAAACUCUCAUCUGUGGACUCAAAGACCCAUGAAGGAGCAGCCAGAUUCAAACGCUACGCCGUCAACCCACUGGGAUACAAAUGGGAGCAUUUCAACGUCAGCUACAAGAUUACGAAGUUCCCCAACACGCUGAAUAAAGACGAUACCCGUAAAGCCAUCAGCAUCGCCUUCACCAAAUGGAGCGACGUUUCCCCUCUGACUUUCACUGAAAUCACCAACAUCAGCAAAAGUGCUGACAUCACUAUAGGUUUCUACACGUACAACCACACUGAUUGCUGGCGCUCUCCACUGCACCCGUGUUUUGAUGGACUGAACGGUGAGCUGGCACACGCUUUCCUCCCUCCACGUGGAGAAAUACACUUUGACAACCAUGAAUUCUGGAUUCUGGGCAAAUCCCGCUUCAGCUGGAAACAAGGCGUGUGGUUGAAUGACCUGGUUCAAGUGGCUGCUCAUGAAAUCGGUCACGCUUUAGGCCUCUGGCAUUCACAGGACCCCAAUGCAUUAAUGCACCCUAAUGCAACAUACACGGGUCAGAGGAACAUCGCUCAAGAUGAUAUCUGGGGCAUCCAGCGUCUUUACGGAUGCAUGGACAAGAAGCGUGUGUGUGAUCCUUGGGCCCGUUUGGGUUUCUGUGAGAGGAGACGGAGCUUCAUGAAGAAAAACUGCCCGCAGCGCUGCGACCUGUGCUACGAGCCUCUGGAUGCAGUUUCCACUCCGACUCCUCCUCCGGAAAAUGUCAAGAUCAAAAUUGUGCCUCGUGGAAAAGUUGUGGGCUUCCGCUGUGGGACAAAAAACACCCGAGUGCCUCCAAAAGUCAGCUGGUACAAAGACGGCGAGCAGUUGCUGACAUCCAUUCCUGGCUAUAUAGUAAUUAAAGAUCGGGACCUGCGGCUCGUGGCCAAUGAAUUCAAUGAAGGCACGUACACCUGCCGGAUCCAUCGACGCGGCACCAUCGUCUCUGCAAACUCAUGGGCCAUUCGGCUGAAGCCGGAGCGAUCGUCCAACAACAGCUGAUAGCGGAUGUGUUCAUCACUCACGCUCUACCUCCAGACUCCACACAUCUCUGUUUGAUGCUCAGAGCCGUAAUGGACGACAAGCAGACCAGAGCCCAGAAUGUCAGAGGCGAUGUUGUGGAAGAAGCAUCAGCUAGAUUUACUUCUGCAGCCAUGACAAAGGUGCUUUUUUAUUAACACACAUGCCACUUGAGGCAUUUGUAGUUGUAGAGAUGCUUAAAAUAUGAUGGUGAGGUGAUGGUAAAUCAAAACUGAAAUCUUUCAUUUGUUUGCAGUGGUACAAUCUUUGUACUCUGUGGUAAAAAACAGAUCAGUAGUGCAUGUGAAGUCCCACUUUUUGCCUAUUUUUUAAAAAAAGGGUUAGUUCACCCAAAAAUUAAAGGAUCUGUCGGUGCCAGUGGUGUAGUGGUUAGUGCGUCAACACAUAGAACUCCAGCACUCAUGGAGACCUGAGUUUGAUUCUCGCCUUAAUGUCCUAUGCCUUUCCUUCCCCUCUCUCUGCUCCCCACGCUUUCCUGUCGAUACUCUCUACUGUCCUAUCCAUUAAAGGUGAAACCCAGAAAAUAAUAAUUAUAAAAAAUUAAAUGAUCUACUCACCCUUGAGACAUCUUAGAUGUAAAUGGCGUUCUUCUUUACCUCAAAUCCAGUCUUUGCAUCUUACGUUUUGAUCUUGGCCUUUUCAAUGGCAACAGUCGGCUGAUGUUUAUCAGUAGUUCAAUCGAAGUUCAAUAAAGCACAUCUAUCAUCUCACACAGCUUCAGAGGGUGGUUAAAGGUCUCCUUUGGUGAAACCAUGGGAAUUAAAAAAAAAAUCCCUAUUUAAAACAGUCACUUUAUUUUAAGGUAUAUUCUCACUAUUAAUAGUCCAUUAACUAAGACUUUAUACUCCUAAUUUGCUGCUUAUUAUUAGUUGGGUUUAGGUAUUGGGUAGGAUAAAGGCUGGUUUAUACUUCUGCAUCGAGUGAUCGGCGUGACUCACGGUGUCUGCCUUGCACAUAGUCGUGCAUUUAUACUUGUGUGUGCUGUUUGUGUUGCUCUGCAAUAACACUUCUAAAACACUAGCUGGCAGUAGGUGUUUAUGUUCCUCUGUGUCGAGUUUCUUCACUGGUGUUUUGUUUUUUCUGAACGCUUACUUAAAGUACAGGUAGCUCAAACUCGCUUAUUCUGAGACGGAAACCGACGGACGUGCAACAACUUUAAUCAUAAGGUAAACACAAAAGUUUCCAUAUGGAGCUUCUUCACGGGACUCGACACUUGUAAACACUCGCUCCGCACCGCCCACACUCAUCACUGCUACCAAGCCGACCAAUCAGAGCUUGCGCUAUGGAUUGUUGCAACAUGUACUUACAUUUUUUUGAGAGGUGCGCGUUGGUGUCAGCCACAGCAAGGGUUAUGCGACCGCAGGAAGGUUGCGCCGGGCCAUACGCGUGCGCUUGACGAAGAACUAUAAAUCAGCCUAAAGAAUGUAGAAUAAGAUCAUAUUUACUGCUAAGUACUUAUUAACAGUUAAUAUCUUAAUAAUAGCCAGGCAACAAGACACUGGUUAAUAGUGGGAAUUUGAACUUUUGUUACCUUUAAAACAUUAUGAACACUUUUGUUUAACUCUAAGCGAGACUAACACUGUUCUUCUUCUUUUGAGAUGCAUUUUUCGAUGCAUUAGCGCCAUCUGCUGGACAGGAGUGGGUUUUUUUGUCUGUUCUCUACACUCAUCUGCGCGUGUGCUGCACACUCAAUACAUAAAAAGGCAAGCGUACUACUCAGGUAGGUAUAACACUUGAAUUUGAACUUCAUAACUGUUAGAAAAGUAUGUUUGUGAAAAUGAGUUGUUAUUCCCACAUCAGUUGCAUCAUUUCCCUCAUUCAUAAAUUCUCUUGUGUAGUCUCUUAUUGGAUUGUAAAGUGUCCAUUGGAUGUGCACUUCAAAAUCUCAGCAGAAUAAGCAGGUCUUUCAGAUACUGCUCGACUACUGUUUUUCAAAUACUAUGAAUUCAGUCAUACCAUUCGCCUCACAUGCUGGUCUUCACAUACUACAUUGUAGAAAAAUAUGCGAUUUCAGUCCUGUCCAGAUGAUGGCGCUCAUGCACGAAAUAAAGCACCACUAAAGAAGAACACGACAAAAUGGCUGCAGGAAGAUAUGAACUUUUAAAUAUAGAUAUUUUUCUAUUCUGGACUCAAGAUUCAGUAAUUUUCUUUUCGGCUUAGUCCCUUUAUUAAUCCGGGGUCGCCACAGCGAAAUGAACCGCCAACUUAUCCAGCAUAUGUCUUACGAAGCAGAUGCCCUUCCAGCUGCAACCCAUCACUGGGAAACAUUCAUACACACUCAUUCACACACAUAAACUACGGACAAUUUUAGCUCACCCAAUUCACAUGUACCACAUCUUUGGACUGUGGGGGAAACCGGCGCACCCGGAGGAAACCCACGCAAACACAGGGAGAAUGUGCAAACUCCACACAGAAAUGCCAACUGACCCAGCCGAGGCUCGAACCAGCGACCUUCUUGCUGUGAGGGACAGCGCUACCCACUGCGCCACCAUGUCACCUGGACUCAAGAUCAUUCUAUUAAAUAACUCCGAUUGGAUUUGACAUAUUUCCUUGAACUGAGUUGCACCUGAAAGAAAAUCCACAGCGUAAAACAUAUGCCAGAAUAGUUGACGGUUCAUUCCGCUGUGGCGACCACUGACAAAUAAGCAACUAAGCUGAAGGAAAAUUAAUGAAUGAAUUCAUAAAGUAGAAUGUCUGCAUUGAGGGUGAGUAAAUAAUGAGAUAAUUUAGAUUAUUAGGUGAACUAACCCUUUAAGGACUGUUCACACCAAAGACUUGAAUAUUAAGUAGUUUUUAUAAUCGUUCUAAUACUGCGAGAAUAGGGAAAUCCACACUAAAUAUCAUCAUAACAGGUUUAUUUUUGAACAUUUCAAAGCAGCUUUACAGUUAUUGAUAUUAAUGUUUAUAAAAUAUUUUGGCCUACAUAGUAGCAUUAGUACAUUAGCUAGUUACAAUAAACAAAUAGUUAUAAUACAGUAAAACAAGCAACACAUAUCCAUUCAUCACGAACAUGUUUAAUAGCAGAAUCUGUGCACUUUCUCUAUCCUAAUAUAUUCAAUCGUGUCCCUAUUCAGUGUUUUUAAGGGAACAGUUCAUUAUUAGGCAAAACUGUAUCGCUAUCAUUAAUUUCCGCUAGUGUGGACGCUAAUAUACUAACUGUCAUUGGUGUGAUCAGUCCUGUAUCCGCUUAAUUGUGUUUAUUGCCAUUGUCAAAAUGAACCGACAGAUCAAAAAUCCUCCAGUUGAGAAGCACUUAGUGUCAGGAGAAUAUGAGCAUAUGAAACAUCACAGACAUGAAACACUUUACAAAGAGUUCAGAAGUAUAUCAUAGAUGAUACGCUGUCGUAUAGCUGUCACGAUGCUGGAAUUCUAUACCAAUCGGUACUGAAAUUUUAAGAACGUCCAUUUCCCGCUAACAUUUGAGCGUGUUCUUAAACAGCGUUGAUUUCCUAUUGUGUUCACAUGCUCAACAGAAACGACUGUGAUUGGCCGUGAAGGU